Messenger RNA from Nasonia vitripennis (jewel wasp), 402 nucleotides. Its product is annotated as protein LTO1 homolog. Bases 1 to 402 code for a protein of 133 amino acids. NCBI's taxonomy places the organism in Eukaryota, Metazoa, Arthropoda, Insecta, Hymenoptera, Pteromalidae. The transcript has a single exon. The record is from RefSeq and is a predicted model, not a curated record.
AUGACAGACGAAAAAGUAGAAACCGAUGUUAAUGAAGCAUUUGAGAAUUUAUUACUUGCCGAAGAUCUAGCUGAGCAGGCAGCUUACGAAGAGGGCUUUGCUGUGGGUAAAAAUCAGAUGCUGGAGGGCUACCACCUUGGAUACCACAGAGCAAGUUCACUUGCAGCACAGCUAGGAUAUUAUUUUGGUGUUUUGAUGUUCAUUCAGCAAUCUUCGAAUGUUGACAGAGUUCUAGAGCAAACCAAGAAGCUCAUAGCAGACAUACAGAAAUUUCCUGCCGAUAAUGAUGAUGCAGUUGAUAUUUUUGAAAAAUUUGACAGCAUAAAACUCAAUUUCAAGAAGAUCUGUUCACUGGCUAAAAUAGAUGCUACCUAUCCAGACGCAAACAAACUAGAAUUUUAA